Molecule: messenger RNA, 1947 nt
Organism: Paramisgurnus dabryanus
Lineage: Eukaryota; Metazoa; Chordata; Actinopteri; Cypriniformes; Cobitidae
Source: RefSeq, a predicted model, not a curated record
GAUGCAUCACUCUCUGCCAAACGAAAACAAAAUUAUGGAUGCGCACGAAUUAAUUGAGAUUUAUUUUAAACUUGGCCUUCAAUACAAAGACAUUGUUUCUGUUCUUGCACUUCGACACAGAUAUGUAAUUUCUGAGCGACAUUUAAAACGCAUUUUGAGGUCUAGACGCCUGUUUCGACGAAAAGAAUACUCAAGUAUCGAAGACGCCAUUGCAUUUAUUCAGCAUCAACUCCAAACAUCAGGCCAGCUACACGGAUACAGGUGGAUGCAUGAAAAGUGUAAAGAAAAUGGAUUACAUAUUAGAAAAGAACAUGUUCGCUUAAUUUUGAGCUCGUUAGAUCCUGGUGGAGUAGAAUUUAGGAGAGCCCGACGUCUUCAUCGACGUAACUAUUUCGCAAAAGGACCGAAUUACAUCUGGCAUUUUGAUUCAUAUGAUAAACUAAAGCCAUAUGGUAUUUGCAUAAACGGCUGUAUCGAUGGCUUUUCUAGGAAGAUUAUUUGGCUAAAUGCGUUCACAACAAGCAGUGACCCGAAGGUAAUCGGAGGAUACUACGUGGAAGCAGUGGAAAGUUUAAGUGGCUGCCCUCGGAUCGUUAGAGGCGACUGUGGAACUGAAAACGGGCACGUGCGAGACUUCCAGCGUUUCCUCAGACGCAACAUUCUGCAGGACUCCACCAUUGACAGCUACAUAGAAGGUGUAAGCACGGCCAAUCAGCGAAUAGAGAGUUGGUGGGGAUUCCUCAGGAAAGAAUGCAUGGAGUUUUUCAUCUCUUUGUUCGCUGACCUGAAGGACAAAGGGUUGUUCGACGGGGGAUUUUUGGAUAAAAAUCUAAUCCGUUUCUGUUUCUUGGGAAUUAUCCAGGAUGAAUUGGAUGAAACUGCUCGUGUGUGGGAUGCACACGUAAUAAGACCUUCAAAAAACAUCAGAGUGCCAAGUGGUAGACCCAAUGUCAUGUACUUAUUCCCAGAGCUUUACAGAACAGAGAACUGCAUGUCACCAGUGGACACAGGAGACCUACAGCUGUGCAAGACAGAAUGCACAUUUCGAUCGUCUAUACCUUGUGACAGUGAUGUCUAUGACAUUUGUAAUUCUAUCCUGAGUGAGGCACAUUUUGAGCUUCCAAAGGACUCAUAUCAAGCAAUAGACUUAUACUUGCAUCUAAGGAAUGCAAUACUGACCUUAUUGUAACCUCUGCUCAGGCUGAAAAUAGAGGGGUUGGUGGCAUUUUUUAUUUACAUGAUUUCUGAUGCACAAAUGGUAAUGCUAAAAAGUACUAUGAUGUUACAAUAUUAAAAGUCACUAAUUGUUUCUAAAAUACUUAAUGUUAUUGAGCAUAUGUUGUUUGUUUAUGCAGGGUCCUUUCUAUUAUAGUUUAAGAAAAAUUUUGUUCACUACCAUUGUGUUUUUCCAAUUUCUGACAUUUUCUUCUGUGAUACACAAAUGUUUAGCAGAAUGUGCAUUGAGCAGUUAUCAGCCUCCUGUCACCAUCAUACAAUUGUUGUGAAUGUUUUAUGAGGCUGUUGAUGCCUAAUACUCUGCUAAACAUUUGUGUUUCUCAAAAGAAAGUUCAUGUAAUAAACGACAGAAUUGUGAUUUUCUUGUAAACUUUAGACUCAUGCAGAAUGUUUUUCUUCCUCAAUAAAAUUGAAUAAGCAUCAAAUGCACUAAAUACAGAAAGAUGUUAAGAACACAGUUGGGGCCUUUUUAUUGACUAUUAAACUGUAAUACAGGCAAUGUUUUGCUGACAUAUAACAAUGUAUACAAACAUGGAUACUCAACUCAGUAACAUGUUUUUCUGCAUUACAGUAAAUUGUAAAUGAAAAACAAAUGGCAAUAUGUAAAGAAUAUUAAACAGAUUAAAAUUACAGUGUGUAAUAAACCGUCUGUUUAAAUCUCCAUUAAAUCCCCAAUUAAAUCUGAACUGUAUGGACAUGUUUGUGUAUAAA